Lindgomyces ingoldianus is the source of this 528-nucleotide messenger RNA. RefSeq lists its product as uncharacterized. The transcript has 4 exons. The record is from RefSeq and is a predicted model, not a curated record. Bases 1 to 528 code for a protein of 175 amino acids. NCBI's taxonomy places the organism in Eukaryota, Fungi, Ascomycota, Dothideomycetes, Pleosporales, Lindgomycetaceae.
AUGCACCUUCACCCUCCAGCUAACCGGACUUCGACCCCUCUUUCCAAAUCGAAGCAACGCAAAGAUGCUGGACACUUUCUCUCCACAUCCAUCCGACUGACUAAGCAAUUACCCUUAGGAAGCCGCACUCCCGUUCCAAGCCAUUAUGUUAAUGUCACCCUAGUUGGAGAGCUGGCAAAUUUAAAGACAUCAGUUUUGCGCCACUUUUUUGAUAUUCUAGAGCCCCAGCAUCAGCGAUGCUCCAAGGAAAGGCAAUCUCAACAGUUUAACCAGGAUUUGCUUCAGAUAAUGCACUCAAUGGGCAAUAAAUCGGUAGCGUAUCCAUGCGACAAGAUCUUCGCGCUCCUAGGCUUAACGGGCGAGAAUGAUAUGUCUGAAUGGAAGGAAGGAUGGAAGUCAUGGUGCAAUAUUGAUCUCGACUAUUCGAAAACUGUGAUCAACAACGCAAGGACUAGGAUAGUGGAUUACAGAAGAGGCGAUAUUUUUAUUGGUAUCCGUGAAACAUGUGUCGGUCCAUAUGCUAAAUAG